UCUUCGGAUACUAUAGUAAAAAUGGCGCCAGUGGGUUUGCCUCCAGGUUUCCGGUUUCAUCCCACUGACGAAGAACUUGUGAAUUAUUAUCUUAAGAGGAAGAUCCAUGGCCAAGAGAUUGAACUUGAUAUCAUUCCUGAAGUUGAUCUUUAUAAAUGCGAGCCUUGGGAGUUAGCAGAGAAAUCAUUUUUACCAAGUCGGGAUCCAGAAUGGUACUUUUUUGGACCAAGAGACCGAAAAUACCCAAAUGGGUUCAGAACAAACAGGGCAACAAGGGCCGGAUACUGGAAAUCAACCGGUAAAGAUAGGAGAGUUACAAGCCAACAGGGUCAAAACCGACCCAUUGGAAUGAAAAAGACGUUGGUGUAUUAUCGCGGACGCGCUCCUCAAGGUAUAAGAACAGAUUGGGUGAUGCAUGAGUAUCGCCUCGACGAUAAAGAUUUCCAUGACACAUUCGGUAUCCAGGACUCUUAUGCAUUAUGUCGUGUUUUCAAGAAAAAUGGUGUAUGCGUUGAACUCGAAGACAAUGGACACACGAGCAUGCUAGUAUCACAAUAUUCUCCGACGAUUAACAAUGACUAUGAAACGAUGUCACCGGAUGUUCCUGUGGCAUCAUCGUCUUGUGUGGAAGAAGAUGAGAAAGACGAUUCUUGGAUGCAAUUCAUAACAGAUGACCCAUGGUGUUCUCCAAAUAGUCCACACCCAACAUUAACAAACUAAUUAAAGUGAAAUGAAUACAAUUGUAUGAAAUAAAAUAUAAUUCAGUGAAAAAGUUAAUUGUUUGACUCAUACACUAUCGAUAAUUUAACGUAUGUUUUUGGCGGCUAAAUUGUAUACUUAUUUAAAUAUACAUCAGCUUCUGAAGUUCUGAUA
Erigeron canadensis is the source of this 873-nucleotide messenger RNA. RefSeq names its product NAC domain-containing protein 86. Gene Ontology annotation, biological process: regulation of DNA-templated transcription. Lineage: Eukaryota; Viridiplantae; Streptophyta; Magnoliopsida; Asterales; Asteraceae. The record is from RefSeq and is a predicted model, not a curated record. Bases 22 to 720 code for a protein of 232 amino acids. The transcript has 3 exons. Gene Ontology annotation, molecular function: DNA binding.